CAAAAGGGUUAUAACUCUGUGGUUGAUGCAGAUCUUCUGUGUCAAUGUCGUCUGCUAUAUAAGCUACAUAAGCUGACACGGAACGUUUGUACCAGACAGAAAGUAGAAGUACCACCCACGUACCUCCUCUCACGCCCUACAGGAGAGCAAGUGAUCACAGGUGAUGUCCAGUCCAGAAGCAUGGCUUGUAAAAGUGUUCUGGUUUGGCAUCAUUUCCACAACAUAUUUCUGUUGUGCACAACGACCAAACAUUGUUUUCAUCAUUGCUGACGAUCUGGGAUGGAAUGAUGUUGGCUUCCAUGACUCAGAGAUUGAGACCCCUAACAUUGAUGCUUUAGCCUAUGAUGGUAUCAUCCUGAAUAAAUACUACGUAUCGCCUAUCUGUUCACCUACUCGUAGUGCCAUCAUGACAGGACGGCAUCCUAUACACACAGGCAUGCAAGUUUAUGUGAUAGGAGGAGCAACUCCUUAUGGGUUACCUCUCAGUGAGAUAACAAUAGCACAGCAUCUGCAGAAGUUGGGCUAUAGGCGACACCUUGUUGGAAAGUGGCAUCUAGGUUUUUUCACAGAUGCAUAUUUGCCAAUGAACCGUGGCUUUGAGAGUCAUUUUGGCUACUACACUGGACAUGAAGAUUAUUUUGAUCAUGAGUCUAACGAUGAUCAGAUGUGGGGUCUGGAUUUCCACAGAAAUGGACAGACAUUGUGGGAUGUCUAUGGUAACUUUUCAACAGAAAUGUACACGCAAGAAGCAGAGCGAAUUAUACGUUCACAUAAUCAAUCCGAGCCAUUGUUUCUGGUGCUUGCACACCAAGCAGUACAUGCUGGAAAUCAACCUGAGCCACUUGAAGUUCCUGAAUCAUAUGUGGAAAGAUAUACAAACAAAAUCAAAGAUGUAAAACGAAGAAUGUUUGCAGGAAUGGUCUCAGCUUUAGAUGACUCUGUUGGUCAAGUGGUGAAAGUCUUAAAUGAAACAGGCCUCAUGAAGAACACUGUACUUGUUUUUACAACUGACAAUGGUGGUCCAACAAAUGGUUAUGAUGGUAAUGCUGCCUGCAACUGGCCACUUAGGGGCGUCAAGAACACCAUGUGGGAAGGUGGCGUUAGAGGUGUGGGCUUGAUCAGCAGCCCCCUGCUGAAUGGACAGUCAUACGUCUCAGAAAAUUUCUUUCAUGUCACUGAUUGGCUGCCCACACUCUAUCAUGCGGCUGGGGGAGAUCCUACCACCUUGAAGAAUCUUGACGGCUUGGACUUAUGGGAUAUGCUGCGGAAGAAUGGAGAACAGGUUCGGUCAGAAGUUCUUCACAACAUAGAUCCUGUUAACAAAUUUGCAUCCCUUCGUGUUGGAGACUAUAAACUAGUAAUGGGAAAGAUAUCUGUUAAUGAUAAUGGGUGGUACCCUCCACCGCAACUGUCACCCAAGAAAAACAGUGAUAUUCUUAAGCGUAGUAAAGUACCUAUUGUGGUUAAAUGUGGCCCCAAGCCUCUAAAUGCUUCAUACAACUGUUUACCAGAGGUGUCACCAUGUCUGUUUCACAUUCCAAUGGAUCCUUGUGAAUAUGAGAACAUAGCCGAUGUCUACCCAGAUAUAGUAAAACAAAUGCUUCAGAGGCUUGAGGAGUACAACUCUACCAUGAUUCCUCCUGCCAAUAAGCCUGUGGAUCCAAAUGCUAACCCAGCUUUACAUGGAGGAGAUUGGAAACCAUGGAUGUAGGAGUAUUUAAGACACUGCUUCAUAACGACAAAAUCUAGAAUAAAAUCAAUAUGCCUUGUGUGAAAGGUAUUUUUUUUAAACUCAAUGUUACAUUUUUAAAAUCAAAAAGAAAAAAAUUAUUUUUGUGAGCUUUAUUUCAAGAUAAAGAAGUAAGCAAUAAUAACAACAGAGAUAACUUGUAUAGUGUAUUUCACCCUCCCCCAACAUAUACACAAGAGAGCUCAACAUGAUUUAACAUGGUUCCAAGCCCGGUCAAACAGAUGGAUGUCUGCAAAGCAGGUUAGAAAUAGAUUGUGAAAAAUCUGCAAUGAGAGAGCUUCAUGAUCAGCAGAAUGUUUGAUCAGAGACAAAACAUGAUUUUGGAACUAGUUUAGGCUUAACUACUAGUCUCCAUCCAUCACACAUACCUAGACCCUUUAGGAUUCAACAUAGCUCUUCAAGAAAUAUUUCUCAUAAUCAAGCAUACUAUUAUUUUGCUAACUCCUUUGUUCUUUAUCCAUGGAUUUUAUUCAUGUUUGCCAUGGUCUCAUCUCUCAUCUGUUCGCUGACACUUGUUUCUUUUAUAAUUGACUGUCAGGGUGUUUGUAUUCUUUUGUAUACAGACCAUUGAGCUCACAGAGGGAAAUGUGCUCUACAAAAUUUAUGAUUAUUAUUACAAUAUUUUAUACAAAAGCUUGUUCUGCUAAAAUUGAAUGGCAGAAUAUUUUCACCUCUGCAAGAUUUUUCAUUAUAUAAGGAUUGCAGCAACACAUAAAAGCUGCAUCUGGAUUAAUUUUUUUCCAUGACUUGUUUUGUAAAGUUUUUAAGUGAUCCACUUUAGUAAUUUUUAAUAUUUUUUAUAUAAUACUUUAAAAUUUUGCAUCCAAUUGCAUUUUUAAUAUACAUAUACUUUACUAAAGGUAUUUGCACACUGUUAAAUGAUUUGAAAAUUAACACAGAAUCAAAAACAGUGCUUUAUUUUUCUUUUAUAACAUUAAUUAUGAUGAUGUACAGAAAAUGCUUCAAGCAUUACUUUUAUUCUGCAUAACCUUUGCACAUCUGUGUGUGAACUUCUUGAACUUUGGGGUAUGCUUGAUGUCCCCCAUUUUCACAUGUACACAACCAUUGUCAUCAAGAAAAUACAAGGUUCUUUAACAUAAUAAAGACAAGCCACUCAA
Pomacea canaliculata is the source of this 2868-nucleotide messenger RNA. Its product is annotated as arylsulfatase I-like. The record is from RefSeq and is a predicted model, not a curated record. The coding region runs from base 164 to 1711 and encodes 515 amino acids. The transcript is spliced from 9 exons. NCBI's taxonomy places the organism in Eukaryota, Metazoa, Mollusca, Gastropoda, Architaenioglossa, Ampullariidae.